Suillus fuscotomentosus is the source of this 1563-nucleotide messenger RNA. Its product is annotated as P-loop containing nucleoside triphosphate hydrolase protein. The coding region runs from base 81 to 1562 and encodes 493 amino acids. The transcript has 4 exons. Gene Ontology annotation, biological process: tRNA methylation; tRNA wobble uridine modification. The record is from RefSeq and is a predicted model, not a curated record. NCBI's taxonomy places the organism in Eukaryota, Fungi, Basidiomycota, Agaricomycetes, Boletales, Suillaceae. Gene Ontology annotation, cellular component: cytoplasm; mitochondrion. Gene Ontology annotation, molecular function: GTP binding.
GGUAGCUGACACUGCUCAAAAACAGCGAAGGCGCAAGUCAAGACGUACCUUUCUGUCUUUGCUUGAGUCAUUAUAGAGCAAUGUCAAGUCUUGCUCACGCACAACCAUCUAUUUCCUCCAUCCCAUCUCAAUGUGUUGUCAUUUGCGGAGAAGCCGGAUCUGGUAAAAGUUCUUUGGUCAAUUUAAUCGCUGGCACGAACAUUGCAGUGACAUCCUGCGAUGCUGGGGGAUGUACAGCUGAAACUAAUGUGUACGACAAUUUGAUGAUUCGGAACGAGACGUUGAAGGUAAAGCUUGUCGAUACAGCUGGUUUGGACGAGGGCCCCCUAGGCACAGUCCCAGAUACAGAAGCUCGACGAAUAUUAAAGAAGCUCCUUCGAACUUUGACGGAGCAAGACGAUAUUCAUCUCAUCAUGUACUGUGUGCGGGGUGAGAGAGAGAUUCGGACACUCCGCCGGAACUACGAGUUAAUCCGCUCCCAAGUAAAGAGAAAAGUUCCAAUUGUCCUUGUCGUCACAUGUUUGGAAUUCCGUCAACCAGAUAUGGAAGACUGGUGGAGGGUUAAUGAGCAAACUAUCUCAAACCUCGGGAUGACCUUUGCUGGCCACGCGUGUAUCACCACGGCGACAAUGACAAGACCUGUGUUUGCGGAGCGUCGCACCCAGUCAUACGACGCUGUCUGCAAACUCAUCGAGCAGUGUCACCCAUCAAAUAACACACGGGUUGAUACUGGAUCGUCACUAGGCACCCUUCACCAUGUCCCUUCUAGGAAGACUGCUAGUGACAAGCACCCGAAUGUGGUCAUCUUUGGGCAGGCAGGAGUAGGCAAAAGCUCACUUGUCAAUCUCCUGGCGGGAAAGAACGUAGCUGAGACAUCCAGUGACCUGAAACCCUGCACGCAGAAGUGGGAGGAAUAUCCCAUAAAAUUGGAUGGCGGCUCAUAUAAUAUAUUCGAUACUGUUGGACUCCGAGAACCACAGCUGCAACCCUCGCAGUACUUCGAUGCUAUCGAAAAUGCCCAUAGCCUCGUCCUGACAUUGAAGAGACGAGGUGGCAUUGAUCUACUCAUCUUCUGCGUGCGCGCAUGCCGAUUCACUACUACGCUUCGAAGCAAUUACCGGCUCUUUAACGAAUUCCUCUGUGAAAAGAAGGUCCCCAUAGUUAUAGUGAUCACAUACCUCGAAGACGAAGACGGGGAAAUGGAUGACUGGUGGAAGAGAAACCAAGAUACUUUCCGUCACCAGGAGUUCCGUGUCGAUGGACAUGCGUGCAUCACUGCUAUUCGAGGUAAUCAUCCAAACCGGUCUGAACGGUAUGAACAAUCGCGCACCAAGAUCCACAAACUUGUCAAGGAGUUCACUGCUGAUGGGCAGAAGAGAGAAUGCAGAGGAGGAGACGACCCGUUAGUGCCGCCGAUGCAAAAGCUGAAGAAACUACCUUCAGAGCAUUCGCGUUCGAAGGAUAUGGUCCUUCACCUCACCAAGAGGUGUGGUUUAUCUCCGGACGUCGCAAAGCAGUUGGUUGAUAGGAUUAAGAAAGACGCGGUAGAAGGAGCUACUUGAU